AUGCUGUUUUUAAUGGACCUCUUGGUGAUGUUGCUGGAUGUGGUGUACUUCAUCCUUAGGUCGUGUGUGAGAAUCGUGCUGCGCCCCCGUACUAAGCCCGUCGACGGCGAGCUGGUUCUGAUAACCGGUUCUGGAGGCGGGCUGGGGCGACUCUUCGCUCUGGAGUUCACCCGGCACGGCGCGGAGGUGGUGCUAUGGGACAUCAACACCAAAACCAACGAGGAGACAGCCAAGCUGGUCCGGGAGCAGGGAGGAAAGGCGCACACCUACACAGUGGACGUCACCAACCCGGAGGAGGUGUACCGUAUGGCCGACCAGGUGAGGCAGGACCUGGGCCGUGACGUGAGUUACCUCAUCAACAACGCGGGUGUGGUGGCUGGAGAACGCCUGCUUGACUGUGCCGACAACAUGGUGGAGAGAACCCUCAAAACAAACUGCCACGCCCUCUUCUGGACUGUGAAGGCUUUCCUGCCCCAGAUGAAGGCAAACAACCACGGCCACAUCAUAACCAUCGCCAGUGUCCUGGGUCUCUUCAGCACCGCAUGUGUGGAGGACUACUGUGCGAGUAAGUUUGCCGCAGUGGGUUUCCACGAGUCGCUGGCGCAUGAGUUGCUCACAGAGGAGAAUGUGGACGGGGUGAAGACUACUCUCGUGUGCCCCUACAUCGUGGAUACUGGCAUGUUUGAUGGCUGUAAAAUUCGGGAGGAGAUUGAACUGAUCCUGGCUCCACUGGAGCCACUGUACUGUGUCCAGCAAGCAAUGAAUGCCAUUCUGAUUGAUCAGCCACUGGUGUGCAUUCCCAGGCUUACGUACCUGCCCUUCCUAGCCAGAGCCCUGUUACCAUGGGAAUCCAACGUGGUGACAUAUCGCUUCAUGGGCUCUGACAAGUGCAUGUAUCCGUUCAUCGAAACCAUGAGGAAACGAGUGGCCAACGGAGCCGUCAACGCCGCCUGA
Chanos chanos (milkfish) is the source of this 954-nucleotide messenger RNA. It is a transcript of the gene rdh20, whose product is annotated as retinol dehydrogenase 20. Bases 1 to 954 code for a protein of 317 amino acids. Gene Ontology annotation, cellular component: lipid droplet. The record is from RefSeq and is a predicted model, not a curated record. The transcript is spliced from 5 exons. Gene Ontology annotation, molecular function: oxidoreductase activity, acting on the CH-OH group of donors, NAD or NADP as acceptor. Lineage: Eukaryota; Metazoa; Chordata; Actinopteri; Gonorynchiformes; Chanidae.